This is a messenger RNA of Budorcas taxicolor (takin), 2387 nucleotides long. RefSeq names its product coproporphyrinogen oxidase (gene CPOX). The transcript is spliced from 7 exons. Gene Ontology annotation, molecular function: coproporphyrinogen oxidase activity. Gene Ontology annotation, cellular component: mitochondrial intermembrane space; cytoplasm. The coding region runs from base 1 to 1335 and encodes 444 amino acids. Lineage: Eukaryota; Metazoa; Chordata; Mammalia; Artiodactyla; Bovidae. The record is from RefSeq and is a predicted model, not a curated record.
AUGGCCAUGCAUGUGCGCUGGCUGAGCGCGGGUCCCUGCUGGCGCGCGGUGCGGGGCGCUUGCGGGGAGCUGCGCGCCUGCGGGGAGCUGCGCGCUUGGGCCCCGCGCUGCGCGGCCGGACGCCUGUGCCGCCCCCCUGGUACCGCUUGCCGCGAGCAGAGCCGCGGGCUGGGGUACGGCCCCCCGGUGGGAGGCGGCUCCCGGCUGAGGACUCGGCUAGCCGCGGGGCUGGCGGGGCUGGUGGGACUAGCCGCCGCCGCCUUCGGGCACGUGGAGCGGGCGGAGAUGGUGCGCAAGAGCGCAUCGCCCGGCAGCCCCGAGGAGGAGGACGAUGAGCUGGCCCGCCGCUGCCGCUGCUUCAUGGCCCCGCCGGUGACCGACCUGCGCGAGCUGCGGAGGAGGCCGGACGACAUGAAGACCAAGAUGGAGCUGCUGAUACUGGAGACCCAGGCCCAGGUGUGCCAGGCGCUGGCACAGGUGGACAGGGGCGCCCGCUUCUCUGUGGACCGGUGGGAGAGGAAGGAAGGAGGUGGCGGCAUCAGCUGUGUACUUCAAGAUGGGCAUGUUUUUGAAAAGGCUGGGGUUAGCAUUUCUGUCGUUCAUGGAAAUCUUUCUGAGGAAGCAGCAAAACAAAUGAGAAGCAGAGGAAAACUACUGAAGACAAAAGAUGGUAAAUUGCCAUUUUCUGCCAUGGGCGUGAGCUCUGUCAUUCACCCCAAGAAUCCUCAUACUCCUACUAUCCAUUUCAACUACAGAUACUUCGAGGUGGAAGAAGCUGACGGUAACACCCUGUGGUGGUUUGGUGGUGGAUGUGACCUUACCCCAACAUACUUAAACCAAGAGGAUGCGGUCCAUUUUCACAGGACUCUCAAGGAGGCAUGUGACCAGCAUGGUCCAGAUCUCUAUCCCAAAUUUAAAAAGUGGUGUGACGAUUACUUUUUUAUAGCCCAUCGUGGGGAGCGGAGGGGUAUCGGGGGUAUCUUUUUUGAUGACCUCGACUCUCCAUCCAAGGAGGAGGUGUUUCGCUUUGUGCAGAGCUGCACCCAGGCGAUCAUUCCUUCUUACGUCCCCCUUGUGAAGAAGCACUGUGAUGACUCCUUCACUCCCCAGGAGAAGUUGUGGCAGCAGCUCCGAAGAGGACGGUAUGUAGAAUUUAACCUGCUGUAUGAUCGGGGUACAAAGUUUGGCCUCUUCACUCCGGGAUCCAGGAUCGAAAGCAUCUUGAUGUCUUUACCUCUCACUGCCCGAUGGGAGUACAUGCAUUCACCCUCAGAGAACUCCAAAGAAGCUGAAAUUCUGGAAGUUUUGCGCCACCCGAGGGACUGGGUGCCUUGAUGCAGACAGAGCAGCCUUCCCGGGGCUCGGGGGACAUCAGUGCACCUCCUGAUCCACUGGCCGACACCACCGCCAUGGUGUGGCACUUAGUUACCUGUGUCUUAGAGCUCCAGUCUUCUUUCUCUACCCUGGAGUCUGCCUCCUUGACAGGUGGUGAAAUGUGUUUUAAGCACCGGAAGCUUCCACCAGAUGCUGUUGGUGAUGGGUGGUGAGGUGGCAGCUUGUCAACUGGUUGAUGUAAAAGCUCAUUUGUACUUUAGAAUCAUUUUAUAUGACAAGUUUACAAACAACGACAUUGUAUUUCCAAGAAUUGGUUAAGAGGAUCUAACUAUUAUAAUUUGUUUCAGGAAACUUCUCAUGUUACUUUUGCUUCAUGUAUUAAGAUUUAGUUUCUGCCACAAAAAUCUGUUUUGGGGUAAAUUUUGUUUUCAUUAAUUCAAUAAGAUUUAGAAUGGUAAGUUUAGAAAGCUGCUGGAAAUGAAGGUAAAAAUUUUACUUUGUCAUUGCUGAAGUUUCUUAGAUCAUAAUCUUUAUAUCUUUGGAGACCAUAAUUUGGUAAAAUAUUCAUUUUUAUAAUGAUAGAUGUUUAGAAACACUGGAAAUUUUCUUAAUCUCUGCAUGUGUUACAAUUCAAUGAUUACCUACAGUUAACUGUAAAGUGACAUCACUGUUAUUUAAACAAGAAAUAAUCUAAGUGGCAUUUUGAUUUUUGUCGAUGUUGAAAGUCUAUGCACUUUUCAGCAUGAAAACUUAUAUCCUUGAAUUCUGAUAUUUGCACACUUCUAUUCUAGACACUUCUAUACAGAGGUUUAGACUAAGAACAAUCGGGGGAUGUUGUAAAUUUAGGGAAUGUUUCUCAUUUAGGAAGUGAGAAACAUUUUCCUUCUAUAAUUAGAGCAGACUUAACUAAUGUAAGAAGCGUGUAGGCAUUUUAUAAACAUAUUUCUUAGAAGAUGCACUAAUUGAAAUGACCCUCUUUUAAAAUUAGAGAUUCUGCAAGUCUUACCUUUGCUCCUAAGAGAAAAUCACAGCAGAGUUUCUGAGACUUCUUU